This is a messenger RNA of Dujonia railenensis, 417 nucleotides long. The record is from the annotation of a GenBank genome assembly. NCBI's taxonomy places the organism in Eukaryota, Fungi, Ascomycota, Pichiomycetes, Serinales, Debaryomycetaceae.
AUGUUAGCAUUCUAUAUUCUUCAGCCUCAAGUUAUGUGCUACGUCACAAACUUGCGUUUUUCACUCCUUCUAGAAUCUAGUCCAGAGGGAUUCCCUCGUUUGUUCCUUCCUUGCUUCCCCAUUCCUCUCAUUCUUCAUUCUUUUCAUUGGCAUACCCUCGCAGAUAACUCGGGCGUCAAUGUCAAUUAUUUUUUACGCUGCAAACUUCCGAUGUAUUUGAUGCUGCAUGAUAAGACAAGAAUUUCUCGUACCCCGCCACGGAAGAAAAUAAAGAAAUCAAGACUGCAUGCACAAAGCUCAAAAUUUCGUAAAAACCGAUUUCGGCAGGAGCAUCUGCAGCAUGAGUUUCAUCUCUUUGUAGCUGAAAAAAAAAUGCCAACACCUGAAAGGAAUACUUGCCAUAUGAGAGCCAAAUAA